Callorhinus ursinus (northern fur seal) is the source of this 732-nucleotide messenger RNA. It is a transcript of the gene FOXD1, whose product is annotated as forkhead box D1. NCBI's taxonomy places the organism in Eukaryota, Metazoa, Chordata, Mammalia, Carnivora, Otariidae. The record is from RefSeq and is a predicted model, not a curated record.
AUGACCCUGAGCACGGAGAUGUCCGAUGCCUCCGGCCUCGCGGAGGAGACAGACAUCGACGUGGUAGGGGAGGGCGAGGACGAAGACGACGAAGAAGAGGAGGACGACGACGAGGGCAGCGGUGGCGUGUCCCGCCUGGCGGUGCCCGCGCAGCGGCGGCGGCGGCGGCGCUCCUACGCCGGGGAGGACGAGCUAGAGGACCUGGAGGAGGAGGAGGAGGAGGAGGACGAUGACAUCCUCGGCUACCGGCCGCACCCACUCGGCGCCGCCCUGCCCGCCCCACUGCAGGCCUCGGCUGCCAAGGCGGGCGGCCCGGGAGCCUCGGCGCUGGCGCGCUCGCCCUUCUCCAUCGAGAGCAUCAUUGGGGGCAGCCUGGGCCCGGCCGCCGCCGCCGCCGCCGCCGCGCAAGCCGCCGUUGCCGUGCAGGCCUCGCCCUCACCCUCUCCGGUGACGCCGUCCGCGCCCGCGCCCGGAUCCGCCGGCGGCGGCGGCGGCGGCGGCUGCGCGGUUCAGGCGGCCGUGGGCCCGGCUGCCGCGCUCACCCGCUCGCUCGUGGCCGCCGCGGCCGCCGCCGCCUCCUCGGUCUCCUCGUCGGCCGCCCUGGGGACUCUGCACCAAGGGACUGCCCUGUCCAGUGUCGAGAACUUUACUGCUAGGAUUUCAAAUUGUUAAUAACGCUAUGUUAGCGCGCUUGGGAGAGAAGCACGACAAAGAGAGGAGACAUUGGAACGG